AUGUCCGAACUUCCCCUGGGUGCUGCGUACCACGGCGCUACUGCUGAGGCGCUUGAGCUUGCGCGCAAAGAAGCUGGUGAUGCUUAUCUGCCCAGCGUCUUCAACCCCGGCACGCUCUCCAAGAAAGGGCCGCUGCGUGUUGCCAAGGACCGUAUCAGUGCGAAGUACUCGGCGGACGGCAAGCCCGGUUUCGACAUUUACUAUGAACUGCACGGCACGGGCCCCAAGCGCAUCUCCCUGCUCAUGGGCCUGAACAACUCGUGCUUCGGGUGGCUCGACCAGGUCGAGGAGUUCGGCGCGGACCCGGAGUACUCGGUGCUUGUGAUUGACAACCGCGGGUACGGCAACUCGCAGGCGCCGUACAUGCGCUACACCACCUCCGAGUUCGCCAAGGACGUGCUCGAGGUGUACGAGGAAAUUGGAUGGACGCAGGACAAGAGCGUCAACCUCGUCGGUGUGUCGAUGGGCGGCAUGAUUGCGCUCGAGCUGUCGCGCAUGUGCCCCGAGCGCUUCCACUCGCUGCUUCUGCUGAGCACGACGGCGGGUGAGCGCCACAACCUGCCUCCGUACCGGGGCGUGCGCGCGAUUACGCUCAGCAUGACCGAGCAGAUCCUUGGCUUUGGCAAGCCGUCCGACCGCGUGUACCGCAUCAUCGAUGUGCUCUUCCCCCCCGAGUGGCAGGAUGCCAAGAGCGAGCGCGAUCCUUCGCGCACGAAUCGCGAGGUUGUGCGCCCCCAGUUCAUGUGGCGCUUCGGCUUUGCGCAGCGGCCACAUCCCCACGGCGCCAUCUCCCAGAUUGCCGCCGGCCUGACCCACCGCGUCUCUGAAAAGGACCUGGCCAAGAUCGACCAGACGAUUCCCAAGAUCUGUAUCCUCACCGGCGACUGGGACAACCUAGUCGACCCGUCUCACUCCAAGUACAUGAAGUCCAAGAUGCCCCAUGCUCAGUACGAACUCUGGCCGGGCGCCGGCCACGCCAUCCAUGUGCAAUACGCCAAGCGGUUCAAUGCCAUGCUCCGCGAAUUCACCCAGUAG
Messenger RNA from Malassezia japonica, 1035 nucleotides. RefSeq lists its product as uncharacterized. Bases 1 to 1035 code for a protein of 344 amino acids. The record is from RefSeq and is a predicted model, not a curated record. The transcript has a single exon. Lineage: Eukaryota; Fungi; Basidiomycota; Malasseziomycetes; Malasseziales; Malasseziaceae.